Molecule: messenger RNA, 246 nt
Organism: Thelazia callipaeda (thelaziosis nematode)
Lineage: Eukaryota; Metazoa; Nematoda; Chromadorea; Rhabditida; Thelaziidae
Source: the annotation of a GenBank genome assembly
AUGAUCAAGUUUCACUUUUGCUUGCUUCUUCUCGUAGCAGCUGCAGCAAUCUCUAACGGUUGUGCACCUCCAAUACCCCCUAAUGAUGGCAAAAUCACUACUGUUUCCAGUACUCCAAGCAUCGCUACCACUACCGUUAGCGCACCUACUACCAGUGCUGCCUCUACUGCCUCUAGUGAUAGUCAAUCACUUAAAUUCGGUACCAAUUCAGAUAACAGAAAUAUAACGCCAUUUUAUGGAAAUUGA